Molecule: messenger RNA, 483 nt
Organism: Cantharellus anzutake
Lineage: Eukaryota; Fungi; Basidiomycota; Agaricomycetes; Cantharellales; Hydnaceae
Exons: 2
Coding region: 1-483 (160 amino acids)
Source: RefSeq, a predicted model, not a curated record
AUGGCUACAACCCCUCAUCGUCAAAUUAAGCCACCCCCCUGCAUCGAGAAGCUCAUUGUCGACUCUAUCCUGGAGAAUGCAGUCGGUGAACAUGAGUGGGUUAGGAACCAUGCACGGGAUAUUCAAGGACCUGUUCAAGAGGUUCUCCCAUCUGGUCUCUCACGAAAACAUGAGAGGCGUGUCCUUAGAGCGCUUGUACAAGCAGAGCUCCAUCCUAUCCAUCAAUUAACGACACCAUCCAUCAUGGUGGCAAGCGCAUUAUACCGGGAUAUCCUAAGAUGUCAUCAUUGGGUGUGUGACAUCGGAAAGGUUCUCCAUCGUGACAUAAGUCUCGAUAACAUUAUGUACCGAGAAAUAAAUGGGAAGAUCUAUGGUGUCUUGAAUGACUUUGACCUUGCUGUUGAGAACGAUGGUGGCUCGAGAACCCCAUCGUCACAAACAAGGGACGAAGCCAUGCAUGGCAAUGGAUCUCCUCCACUCUGA